AUGUCCGCACCAGCUGGAACCGCAAGAAUUAUACAGGGAGAGGGAAACUUUCUCACCCAGUUCAACGAUAAUGCAGUAGUAGGGCUCGGGCAGGAAAGGGAAUGGAAAAUUCGCCCUGCACACACCAACAAUGGUGACGCUAUCGUCAUUACUCUCAAGGACGACAAUAGCGAGGAGAAGUGCCUUACUCUCGAUUCCAAUUCCGACUCUGAUGUAAUAAACAUUCUUGUGAGGCCACUGGAAUCGCCACCAAGACCAGAGCAGAUGUGGACCAUUGAAGAUGCCAUUAUGCAGCCAAGGUUCCCACCGAUUGUGCACGGUAGGCUACAGAGUGUGGCAGAGCCUGCCGCAGUACCGCACGACGACGGCGACAUGGACAGGUUCAGAUGGCGCAUGGACUACAUGAGCAUGUCGGACUAG
Messenger RNA from Morchella importuna, 420 nucleotides. RefSeq lists its product as uncharacterized. NCBI's taxonomy places the organism in Eukaryota, Fungi, Ascomycota, Pezizomycetes, Pezizales, Morchellaceae. The record is from RefSeq and is a predicted model, not a curated record. The transcript has 3 exons. The coding region runs from base 1 to 420 and encodes 139 amino acids.